This is a messenger RNA of Mercurialis annua (annual mercury), 916 nucleotides long. RefSeq lists its product as uncharacterized. The record is from RefSeq and is a predicted model, not a curated record. The transcript is spliced from 4 exons. Bases 79 to 570 code for a protein of 163 amino acids. NCBI's taxonomy places the organism in Eukaryota, Viridiplantae, Streptophyta, Magnoliopsida, Malpighiales, Euphorbiaceae.
UUAGCAGGAGUAUUCAGUAAAGUCAAAAUCUUUCACUCCCCCCCCCCCCCCACCACCACCACCACCACCGUCGCCGCCAUGACCACCAGCGCUGCCAUGAAUAAUAACAAUAAGAACAGCCAAACAACAGUAAUGUGUUCAGUACUAGCCAUUGAUCACUCCAAUCUUUCUUACAAAGCCUGUUCUUCAUGUGAACGCACUCUUUCAGACACUCCAAAUUCUCAGUGUGGACUCUGUAAUAACUUCAAUCCUUCUUCUUCCAAGAGAUUUUUUCGUCUCAUUGUUUCAAUAGCUACUGAUACCAAGGUGUUUAAUGUAAUUUGCUUUGAUAGAGCUGCUAGGAUCUUAUUUGGAUGCUCUGCUGAUCAGUUUUUUGACUUUGCCAAGAUUCACCCUUUGGCUGGUGCUAAUGCUAGUAAAGUUCUUGAAGGAGAGAUGUUUAGAAUGACAUUGUCAAAACCAAAGAAUGGUAAUGCACGACAUAUGCGAGCAGUGUCAAUUCUGCCUUUGAGGACCGGUUUCCAGCCAGCAAUUGAGACAUUAAAGAAGUUGUAUGGGAUUCACAGGUAGAUUCUCCAUUGGUACCUGGUAAAUAAUUCCAAGUUCAGUACAAAAAAUGAAGAGCAACAUAGAACGAAGAAUGGAAAGGGAAUUAGAUUAAGCAUGAGGAAUUACCACAAGCUUUGAUAGCCUGAUCACAUGAUGGCAUCAGUUCAUUAAUUCUCUGGUAAUCUGAUUGUUCAAUUAAAUCAUUCUCCAAGGCAUAAUCAGUAUAUGCUUUGUACUGGAUAGAAGGAUCUGUUAGGCCAUUACCGAUAGCGAAUCCCUGUCAAAUAAUUUUGCAUGGUCAACACAAUUGAACACCAAUUACUAAUGUUGGUGCAACCUAAGUUACUCGGAAACUUCCCGAGUGUUA